UCGUCUUGGACAUCGCCGGCCGGGGGGGGAAGAAACGCCGCACCCGCUGCUGGAACGAGCCAGGCGGCGCUCGCAUGCCGCACCCGACCCGACCUGCCCAGAGUUCCGGAAGCGGAGCCACCCCCGUGGCUCGUGUCAUGGGCCGGCAUCCUCGGUGGUGGUUCACUGGUUUGUACGCGCGCGCGCAUCCUCUCCGUCGCUCCCCCGCCCGCCUCCAUUGGCAGAACAACCCAGCCCGUGCCCAUGGCACAGACCGGGUGUUGACUAGGACGAAGCUGUCGCCGCCGCCUCGCUAAUCAACAAGUCUCCCUCCCCUCGCACGAGCGCGCUGGAAUCCAGCGCACCGGAUCACCGUCAGAAGCCACCGCCGUGCGUGCCGCGGGAAUACUGAACCGAGCCCCGGACGUGCCGCGCUGCGAUUGGUCGGGCCUCCACCAUCGGAAGUCCGUUCGCAGUCCGCCCAACUCCGGCGAAGUCGUCGGUCACGGCAACAAAAACGCUCCGGCGAGCGGCGGCCGGGGUUUAGAGCAGAGGAAUCAGGCGAGGCUGCGCGAAUGCACGGCGGAGAUGCGGCGAGAGGGAAUCACACCGUCGUCUCCCCCGCAUCCGGCAAAGGGAUAAAGAGGCACACCUUUUUUUUCUCCGCCCGUGGAUUCGAGCACGGCCACCAGCCCACCAUUACCAGAGAAGAUGACUGAAAAGAGAGAGAGAGAGAAAAGAACAAAACAGAACAGGACUCCAUUAAUCUUUCAGACCUUCGUCUUGCUCGGACUCGCAAACUUCCCAGGUCGCUCGGCUCGUGCUGGAUCUACGCCUUCCCAGCCGACGAGCGCAACCGGCCGUGCACGAUUUUUGCUUCGCCCAGGGAGGUCGAUCGACACGAGACCGCCGAGAAAUCGAAGCUCCGUAGGCAGAAGAACAGCAAAAUCGUUCCACGGGCCGGAUUGGGCAUCCCAAUCAGACCAGGCUUCUUCGUCAACAUCUGCUUCCGUCGAGAUGGCCAAAUCACCAAUCCAUCGGGGGGCCUCCUGUAGUAUAAGCAUCCGAGCUCGACCUCCAUCAACAGCGCCUGCCACCUGCCUACGCUACUCGUGACAUCAUCCAUCCCCGCACGGAGGUGGUGCGCUGCCGCUCCGCCGCUGAACAAAACUUGUUCAUGGCCAAACCUCCCUCCAGACCACGCCAAACCACCAAAAUUUCCUCACCAAACCUUCACCAAAAAAUCGAACUCCCAAGCACAAAUCAUCUCCAGUCGCUCGAAUCCCAGAUCAAACCCAAGGCCACAACAAGCUCAAAAUCAUACACCGAGCCGCCCGAAAAUCCGAGACCGAAGCUGCCAAGGCAGAUCGCCAUCUGACCACGAUGCCACACCAGAGUGCCACGCCCAGAACUCGUGCCACCCAUCCCUCCUGCUCCAUCUCCAUGGACGCACACCGCCGCGGCCACCAUCAGCGACCACAAAAUCGAGACGGCAACCGCACGAGCACGAGCCGCUCUCCCCACGACGAAGACGACGACUCCCAUCUAACGACCCUCCCUAUCCGAUCCACUCCCCCCGAAUCGCACGAGGAAACUUAGGGGAAAAAAAACGCAUCUCCCUCACCACCGAGCCGCACUCCCAUCUCUAUUCACCCUGACACUUGGGAAGCCCAUUAGAACACACAAAGAACAAGAACCGGAGCGCGGAGAAGAAGAGAGAGAGAGAAAAAAAAAUCCCCAAAAUCCCAGGACGAUUCCUCUUCGUCAACAUCUGGCCAUCCCAUCCAAGGUCGUUUCCGGUUCGCUUUCCGCCGCCGCCGCGAGGGAUCGGGAGGUGGGAGGAGCACCCCAAUUCACCGAAUUCGCGCGGCAGGCUGGUAGGGUUAGGGUUUGCCAAGGUGGUUCGGGCCCCCACGAUUCGCCGGGGCGGUCUAGCGGCCUAUCCGGCGGUCCGGGAUGAUCUUCAAGCGGAACCAGCGGUCGGAGAUCCUCGCGCUGCGGCGAUGCAAUGCCGCGGGCGGCGGAGGGGAGGACGAAGGGGGAGGCGACCCCCGCCCGAGGAAGAGGCGGAGGGGCGACGAGUUCUUCCCCGUCGAGCUGCUCGGCCACGUCCCUGCCUCCGGCAUCCCGUACGCAGCAUAUGGGUUCCGGUGGAGCGAGGAGCCCGAGGCACCGGCAGAGGCCGCGCAGCCGGUGGCCGCGGCGAGGCCGCCGGUGGUGCGCACGUCGCGAGGCCGCACCCAGGUAUUGCCCUCCAGGUUCAAUGACUCUGUUCUUAUCGACCCCUGGAAGAAGGAGAAGCCGGCAAAGCCCCCGGCGCCUGUCAAGACAGAGCAGUUGGUGCGCAAAAAUGGGGUGCUGCACGACAGAGGUGCAAUCUCUUACAGGAGCUAUGCAUUGUCCGAGCUGGAUGACGAUGAUGAUGAUGAUGACGCCAUUGUGGCUCCUUACCAAGCACGCCGGAAUUUUGGUGGCUCCAGGAAGUACUUAGCCUCCCACAGCACGCUUACCUCGGUACACGAUGAACUGUACAGCAGUUAUCACAGAAAGGAAGUAAUGCUUAGGCAUUAUUACGAGGAAGAUGAUGAGGAGGAUGAGGAAGAAGAGUAUGAGGAAGAAGAGGAGGAGAUUUUUUACUGUACAGAGGAGUUUGUGUAUGGGGACAUUGUCUGGGCAAAGCUUGGCAAGCGGCAACCGAUGUGGCCAGGAGUGGUGGUCGACCCAACUCAGGAGGUCGCUGCCGAGGCAAUGCCACCACAGCCUCGCGGUGUCUCUGUGCUUUGUGUGAUGCUAUUUGGCUGGCGCGCAGAGUUCAGUGAUGAUGAAAAGAAGUAUGUGUGGGUGAGGCAAGGGUUGAUAUUUCCAUUUGUUGACUACAUGGACCGAUUUCAAGGGCAGACAGAACUAAGCAGUUGCAAACCUGCUGAUUUCCAGAGGGCAGUAGAAGAGGCCUUUUUGGCUGAUCGGGGAUUCGCUGAAGUUUUGAUGGAUUGCAGCACCAAGGGCCAGCCUGUGGUGUGUCACUCUUUCCCAGAUGAUUUACAUGAAGUGACUGGCUCAAAUGAGUUGGAGUACCAACCACAGAUUAAGCGGUACAGAAGAGCACUGCAGUGUGAGUGUUGUGGAAAUUGCUUUCCAGAUAAGGAUUCAAACAAAAUGGUGUGUGUGAUGGAGCAACUUGCUUGCAGACUUUGUGCCAUGAUCUUGAGAUCAAAAAAGUACUGUGGAAUUUGUUUGAAAAGUUCGCAACAUAAAUGUGGUGGAAGAUGGGUUUGCUGUCAUGGUUGUGAAAGCUGGGUUCAUGCAGAAUGUGACGAAAACUGCAGCGACCUCAAGGCACAAGACAACAGUUAUCGCUGCCCUUACUGUAGAGUUAAACUGAAUUCAACUCUCCCAGGGAAGAAUGCAAAAUUUUCUGAUGUCAAAAAAGAUAGUUGGGUGCAGAAAGGAAGCAAGCCUGACAAAGUUGCACUUGUCUGUUUUGACAUGGAAGGAACGUACCUACCAGAUCUCGAAUUAAUUUCUUGUCAUUGUGGCCCUUGCAAAGGACAGAAAUUUUUGUUCAAUGAAUGGGAGAGGCAUGCUGGCUGCAGAAGUAAAAAUUGGAGGUCCAGUAUUAAGCUUAAGGGCUCAUUGAUGCCAUUUGGAAAAUGGAUAGAUAAACAUCAGCCAGGAGUGUGUCCCACAAAUCCUUCAAAACGCUUAUCUCAGAAAAUGAAGAAACAGAAGUUAAUUGAUUUACUAAAUGACCCAUAUGAUCCUGUAAAUGUAAAAUGGACAACAGAAAGAUGUGCGGUCUGUAGAUGGGUUGAAGAUUGGGAUUACAACAAAAUUGUGAUUUGCAACAGAUGUCAGAUAGCAGUUCAUCAAGAAUGUUAUGGUGUGAGUGGUAAGCAAGACUUUACCUCAUGGGUUUGUCGGGCUUGUGAAAAACCGGGACAAAAGAGGGAAUGCUGUCUUUGCCCUGUAAGAGGUGGUGCUUUGAAGCCAACAAAUGUUGAUAAUUUGUGGGUCCAUGUGACAUGUGCAUGGUUUCAGCCACAAGUUGCUUUUGCUAGUGAUGAGCUCAUGGAACCUGCUAUUGGGAUAUUGAACAUUCAACCGCUGCUAUUUAUGAAGAUGUGUGUGAUCUGUAGGCAAAUACAUGGUUCAUGCACUCAAUGCUACAGGUGCUCUACGUACUACCAUGCUAUUUGUGCAUCAAGGGCAGGAUAUCAAAUGGAACUGCACUGCUUGGAAAAAAAUGGCAAACAGACGACAAAAAAGAUUUCUUACUGUGCUAAUCAUCGGAGCCCUAACCCUGAUAAUGUUUUAAUAAUUCAAACUCCUGCUGGAACUUUCUCAUCAAAGAAGCUUGUUCAAAGUAAUGGCAAAGUAGCUGCAUCGGCAUCAAGACUGAUUAGGAGAGAUGUACCCAUGGAUUCACCAUUGGAAGUUGAAAUUUCAGAUAAUUUAUCAGCUGCAAGAUGUCGGAUUUAUGUCAGGAAAGAUCUAAAGAGAUCUAGAGAGGGAGCAAUUGCACAUCGUGUGAGGGGUCCUUGUCAACACCGCUGGGAUGAAAUUGAUAAUCUGAAUCCACCGAGGGAAGAGAGGGACCCAGAAUCCUUUUCUACUUUUAAGGAGCGUCUGCGCUAUUUACAGAAAACAGAGCAUAGUAGAGUAUGCUUUGGUAGAUCAGGAAUUCAUAGAUGGGGACUUUUUGCUCGUAGAGACAUUCAAGAAGGAGAAAUGGUCCUUGAGUAUCGUGGUGAGCAGGUCAGACGAAGUGUUGCUGAUUUACGGGAAGAAAAAUAUCGUGUGCAAGGCAAAGAUUGCUAUCUUUUCAAAAUCAGUGAGGAAGUUGUUGUUGAUGCCACAGACAAGGGAAACGUGGCACGCCUAAUCAAUCAUUCUUGCACACCAAAUUGCUAUGCAAGGAUUAUGAGUGUUGGGCAUGACGAAAGUCGUAUUGUUCUAAUAGCCAAGAGAAAUGUUUGUGCCGGUGAUGAGCUAACGUAUGACUACCUGUUUGAUCCUGAUGAGGCUGAUGAUCGCAAAGUGCCUUGCCUCUGCCAGACUACUAACUGCCGGAAAUUCAUGAACUAGUUUACUGUAGAUGUCAACGAGCCACUCACAUAGUUUUUUUUUUACGUCUGUCCCCCCGCCCCUACCUCAUAGCUCAUUUUUGGUACAUGUUGAUCUGCCCCCCAUUUUUUUUACAUUAAUUGUUAGAAUAAGUUAGUUAGAGCUCAAAAGCCUGAGCUUCCAUUCCUGUAAAUAGCACAGAUGUAUUCACGGCCAGUUCAUUUUUUUCUAAUAAAAAAUUUGCGCCAUGCUGAGCUCAAAAUUGAACAUCA
This is a messenger RNA of Panicum virgatum (switchgrass), 5315 nucleotides long. RefSeq names its product histone-lysine N-methyltransferase ATX4-like. The transcript has 23 exons. Gene Ontology annotation, biological process: regulation of transcription by RNA polymerase II. Gene Ontology annotation, molecular function: protein binding. Lineage: Eukaryota; Viridiplantae; Streptophyta; Magnoliopsida; Poales; Poaceae. Bases 1936 to 5064 code for a protein of 1042 amino acids. The record is from RefSeq and is a predicted model, not a curated record.